CAUUUGGAGUGUUUAGAGGUAGUAGAGACACACACUCAAUUAAUCAAUCAAUCAAAGUUUAUUUGUACAGCACUAUAAAUGCAACAAUGUUGCCCAGAGUGCUUAACAUAAAAAAUGAAAAAUACAAUAAAAUGACAACAGUCAAUAAAAAAAACAUAAAACAAAUACAAAAAUCAAAAUCAGACAAAACGAGUCAUAAAAACAAGACCAUCCUGUCAGCCAAAGGUGUUAAAAGCUUUGGAGUAAAAAUACGUUUUCAGUAACGUUUUCAAAAUAGCAACAGAUGAUGCUUGCCUGGUGACUGGUAAUAUUAUCCAAAGAGUAGGUCCCGCCACUGAGAAAGCCCUAAAACCUCUUCUCUGUAGCCUCCCCUCAGAGACAUUCAAUCCAAGUUGGUCAGCCAACCUCAGUCCAUGAGAUGGAACAUAAUGCACGAGAAGCUCAGAUAGAUAGACAGGUGCAAGGUCAUUUAAACAUUUAUAAGCCAGAACCAAAACCUCCAAUUGCACACGGAACCUAACUGGAACCCAGUGCAGAGACGCAAGAACUGGAGUGACACGAUCCAAUCUAUAGGUGCCGGUCAAAAGACGGGCUGCAGCAUUCUGAACUUGCUGCAACCUAACAAUACACCUUUGGUUAAUGCUGUGGUAAAGGCUAUUGGCAGCACAAAAGGAUGCAAAAAGGGUGUUCUGUAUAUGAUGUUUCCUUUAAAGCUGCAAUAUGGAGUUUUCUCCUUUCAGGAAUGACGUAUGUUUUUUUUUUUAGAAAUCUGUAAAAGUGAUUGUGAUAUAAUGUAGGCAAUACAUCUAUUCUUUUUUCUUAAGCCUGCCCCCAUCCUGUCUUGUAGAGCUCCAUGCAAAAUGAACUGAGCGCUGGUCAGCGUUAACCAAUAGUGUUAGUUGGCAACAUUUCUCAUGGACAAGUAAGUCUUUAAAAUAUAAAUAAAUACAAACACAGCAUAACAUGAGCAUUAUAAUUGAAUAUUUGUCAAAUAAUGUGUUUUAGCUUGGUUUUGUGAGCUGGAGGAGGGCAUUUCUGUGCUUUUGGCCGGAGGUGAAAACCAAGGCUUGGUGUGAUACUUUUGUCAGCCACUAGAUGGCGCCAUCCAAUAAAUGAAAGUAACCAGAGUUCUACUUUAAAUAAUUAGAAAAGAAGAGCAAAACUACACUGAAAACAUUUAAUCUGAAUAAUACUAAGAUAACCAGAAUAAAACGUUAUUGUGCAAGAAGUCGGUGCCCAUAAAUGCCAAGUCUCAGAAGGAUGUGACAUGAAACAAUAUCUUUUAUUUCUUUUUAGUUUUGCUAGGGUGGAAGCAAUACACUUGCAUACUCUGUAAUAAUAAAUCUCUCUCUAAAUGGCAAAGUUAACGAAAAGAGUGUUUUUGGACUCGUGUUUUCACAAGAGUAAGAAAUCCCAGCCUGUCACCAUGCAACUCCCCCUACCUCACCUUAUGGCUCCACAGAGAAAAGAAAAUAGCUGUUCCUUUAAUAUUAAUAAGCUGCUCCAAAAUAAUAAAUACCAGAUCAAGCUUCUCAUUUGCAUACAUGACAUGCAGAGAGACUGCAGGCAGCAUGACGUCCACACAGCGGUGGCCAGAGCAAGGUUGUGCCCUUUUACAGCUGCUGUUAUUGGUUUCUUCUUCUCAGUCUGAAGACAAAACAUGCAGGCGGAGAGGAGAUCCUGAGAUCCCUCAGCUGUCUAAGGAAGGAGAUGUCAUGUUGGGGGGAAUCUUUUCUUUUCACAGCAGCUGGAUGAACAAACAGAAUCCUUACACAGAAAAGCCAUUGCCACUGGAAUGUAUCAGUUUGAAUUUCAGAGAGUUCCAGUUCGCCCAGGCUAUGCUUUUUGCUAUUGAGGAGAUCAACAACAGCACAGAGCUACUUCCUGGUGUUUCUCUGGGAUAUCAUAUUUAUGAUUCUUGUGGUUCAAUUGCCAGAAGUGUGAAAGUUGCUCUUGAUUUAACCAACGGUAACGACAAUGUGUCUUCCAUCUCCGAGGGGCCGUGUACCAGACCUGUUCAAGUACAGGCUCUAAUGGGAGAAACUUCUUCCUCCCCCAGUACAGCAAUAGCCACUGUUAUUGGACCGUUUCAUAUCCCACUGAUCAGUCACUUUGCUACAUGUGCCUGUCUCAGUGAUGAAUCCAAGUACCCGUCAUUUCUCAGAACCGUACCCAGUGACUACUAUCAGAGCAGGGCUCUGGCCCAUUUGGUGAAACACUUUGGUUGGACUUGGGUUGGAGCUGUUAGAACAAACGAUGAUUAUGGGAACAACGGCAUGGCAACAUUUACAGAAACUGCACAGCAGCUCGGCAUUUGUCUGGAAUAUUCUGUUUCUUUCUUUAGAACGGACCCAAAAGAAAAAAUACAAAAGAUUAUCGACAUUAUCAAAGCUUCAACAUCAAAUGUCAUCAUUGCUUUCCUCUCCCACAUGGACAUGGAUGUGCUUAUACGUGAAUUGUCCCCGCAUAACUUAACAGGGUACCAGUGGGUCGGCAGCGAGUCGUGGAUUUUUGAUUCACAAAUUGCAGCAAUGGAUAAGAAUCAUAUCCUAGAUGGAGCCAUAGGCCUUUCCAUCUCCAAAUCACAAGUCAGUGGUCUAAGAGAGUUCAUGCUUGACGUGAGGCCAUUAAAGUCAUCAAACAACGGUUUGUUCAGAGAGUUUUGGGAGGCGUUAUUCAGCUGCAAGUUCAAACAGUCACAAUCGGAAAAGAUACAGGGAGAAUGUACCGGACAUGAGGAUCUGACUGGAGUGGAAAACGGCUUCACUGACAUGUCACUGAUGCCCAUAUUUAAUAACGUCUAUAAAGGAGUGUAUGCAGUGGCCCACGCUCUGCACAAUAUUCUAGGUUGUAAUAAAACAUGCAUCUACCAGAAUAAACUAGAUCCAUACUUGGUUUUGCAGCACAUAAAGAUGAUUCACUUCCAAACAAGAGACGGAGAUGUAGUUUACUUCAAUAAACACGGAGAUCCAGCUGCAAAGUAUGAAAUUAUUAAUUGGCAGCCAGGAGAAAAAACUAGUGUGAACUUUGUCACGGUUGGUCUUUAUGACGCAUCGUUAACCGAAGACAAACAGCCAAAAUUUCUGAAUAAAUCACUAAUUUGGGCAGGCAAGUCAGAAAUGGUACCUGUAUCAGUUUGCAGUGAGCAGUGUCCUCCAGGAACACAGAAGCUUCUACAGAAAGGAAAACCUGUUUGCUGUCAUGAUUGUAUCAGAUGUGCAGAAGGCGAAAUGAGCAACAUCACAGACUCCAUCACUUGUGUGCGAUGCCCCCCCGAAUCCUGGUCUAAUGAGAGGAGAGACGCUUGCAUAAAAAAAGAAGCUGAAUUCUUGUCAUAUAAAGACAUUAUGGGGAUCCUCCUCACCACAGUCUCGUUAUUUGGAACAAGUCUGACGGCUGCUGUAGCUUUCAUUUUCUUCAGAUACAGGAAAACUCCUCUAGUCAGAGCAAACAACUCUGAGCUGAGCUUCCUGCUGCUCCUGUCGUUGACUCUGUGUUUCCUCUGCUCUCUGACCUUUAUUGGCCAGCCCUCGGAGUGGUCCUGCAUGCUUCGUCACACAGCUUUUGGCAUCACCUUCGUUCUGUGUCUCUCCUGUGUUCUGGGGAAAACCAUGGUGGUUUUAAUGGCCUUUAAAGCAACGUUACCUGGUGAAAAUCUGAUGAAAUGGUUUGGACCUACACAGCAAAGACUCAGUGUUCUGGGCUUUACUCUUAUACAAAUUGUCAUUUGCAUACUCUGGUUAACACUUUCUCCUCCAUUUCCAAUUAAGAACUUUAAGGAAUACAAAGAUAAAAUCAUCUUGGAGUGUGCUCUGGGCUCAGCUGUGGGCUUCUGGUCUGUACUCGGGUACAUUGGUUUCCUGGCCAUGUUGUGUUUCGUUUUUGCUUUUCUAGCUCGAAAACUGCCCGAUAACUUCAACGAAGCUAAAUUCAUCACCUUCAGCAUGUUGAUAUUCUGUACUGUAUGGAUCACUUUUAUCCCAGCGUAUGUCAGCUCUCCUGGAAAAUAUAGUGUUGCUGUAGAAAUAUUUGCUAUUCUAGCCUCUAGCUUUGGUUUACUAAUUUGUAUCUUCAUCCCCAAAUGUUACAUCAUGUUACUAAGGCCAGAAAAUAACACAAAGAAGAACAUGAUGGGUAAAAUGCCACAAAGGCCUUUUUAACAAUUGGUUAGAGAAGUUCUUAAUCUAACCAUGCUUUUAUAUCAUAUUUUAUUAAGAAGUCUUUGAGAUAACAUAUUUCUUGUC
Molecule: messenger RNA, 4244 nt
Organism: Nothobranchius furzeri (turquoise killifish)
Lineage: Eukaryota; Metazoa; Chordata; Actinopteri; Cyprinodontiformes; Nothobranchiidae
Product: extracellular calcium-sensing receptor-like
Biological process (GO): G protein-coupled receptor signaling pathway
Cellular component (GO): plasma membrane
Molecular function (GO): G protein-coupled receptor activity
Source: RefSeq, a predicted model, not a curated record